AUGGACUGUUACCCUAUCCCCGUGGAUAAUAAUUUAAGUAGAAAAAGGCAAGCUGAACCUGCUAAAUGGAAAAGAAAUUUGGCCAAAAGACAGAGCCCUCAAAAGCACCUGGAUAUUAUAUCGCGGUUCAGCACAGUGACGAAAUUAGGAGUUGAUUGUGAAGUUUUAGAUUGGAAGACUGCUUCACAAGAAGUAUUUAAGCCGGUGGGUAACUGGCACUUCCAGUUUAAAUUAUGUAAACGUUUUAUUCUAAGACGUUCUAAAAGGGCUGGAAAUGUUUUGAUUGGUGGACAUCUCUACUAUAAAACCGAUGACGAAGCCUGUAAAAAUGUCUGCGAAAGAGGAAAAUCAAGCUCCAUGCUAAAUCAGUCAAAGAUAAAUCCAUCAUGUACCUUAUCUGAUGUAAAGAAAAAGGACAUUUUAACACUAAAAAGUCAUUGGGGCAAUGAUUGGCAACAAAACGAAGAAUUAUUAUUUUUUAAGACCCUAUUAAAUGACGCUGAAAUUCAAGUUGAAUGCGCUGAAGACAGUUAA
Messenger RNA from Arctia plantaginis, 534 nucleotides. The record is from the annotation of a GenBank genome assembly. Lineage: Eukaryota; Metazoa; Arthropoda; Insecta; Lepidoptera; Erebidae.